UGUGCAUAAAAGUAAAAAUGUGUUUGAAAUAGAACUUUUAGUACUAAUUUAUAUAGUCUCUUAUAAUUCCUUUGAAGGUGUGGCUUUGUGGUAUGUAAAUGGUUUUAUUGUAUAUUGUAUUGUACACAAAGAUGAGACUUUAAUAAAAUAUGAGUUCAGUUGAGUUGAGUCGUAAAUGUUAUACAUACAUAAAAAUCAAUCCUUUCAUAAAAAAGAACAGGAAACUGACACCGACAGACUUGAGUUUUUGUGUGUGUGUGUUUUUUUUUGUUUUUGUUUUUUUAGAGCCUGAGGCUGGGAAUAAAAUAUAUAUAUAAAUAAUGCAUGGACUAAUGAAAUAGAAACGUACAGAAAUAGUUCACUCUGAAACACUAUAAAUUAUUAAAUAUUUUUCAUUAUGUAAUGUGAUUACAGGAAAGGAACGAAUGGGUUAAAUAUAAAAUAUGCCUAAAUAUAGUCUUCUAGCUGGGCGUUAAAUUUCUGACACAAUGGCAGAUGGUAUUGUGAAGUAUUACAAAUUUCCUGUUCUUUCAUUUACACAUAAAUUAACAUCUUUAUGUAUAAUUGGAAGAGAACUUUCGACUUAAGUGCGCAUUCAUAUGGCAUCUGCUGAAACUAGAAAACUGUACAAUCGUAGUUACACAAAUUUUAAAAAUGUUUACUUUAGAAAGGGUAUUUUUUAUUAUUAGAAUUAACGCGAUUUUAUUUCUUUCAUUUGCAAAACAUGCAGUGGGAAAUGAAUUUCACUUUGCGCGUCGAAUGAAAACGGACUUUCAUGAUGAUAUGGCUGUUUAUAAUUUCGAAACCCUUACAGGACAAAGUAUAAAUGGCUGUAUAGAAUUAUGCAAGCGGAAGAAACGCUGCAAGUUCAUUAAUUAUGAGCGUAGACCCAAUUUGUGCUUUCUAAUAGGGAUUAAAAACGAAGCUAAUUUUCAGAUCGGAGAUUACUUGGAGGUGAAACCAGGUUACUAUUUUGGAGAUAAGAAUGAAUGGAAUAUGGAGGAACAUGAAGUAUGUGAACAAUGCAGUGAAAAUGGAGUCUGCGAAAUCGAUGAUGGACGUGAUCAUUCUAAGUGUCUCAAUUCAGGAUGCGGACCCCCUGAACAAAAGGAGAAUACAAUAGUACUUGGCGGAAUGUUUUCAGUCGGGAGUAGAAUCGAAUAUGAAUGUAAGAAAGGAUACAAACCAAUCAAGAACGUUCCGUUGAGAUCAGUGUGCCUUGAAAAUGGAACCUGGAGUGCGGUAGAGGUUGAAUGCGUGCCAUGUAACAAUCCCAAAGUAAAUUUAGCACGAGGAAAACCUACUAAUCAGAGCUCUACUUUGUUCGGGAAAGUGGCAGGCUAUGGGACAUCAAGUCUUGCUGUAGAUGGAAUGUGGGUAUCAAACAUGUGGCCUGAUGAUGAUGGUCCAUACAUGUGCGCACAUACUAAACGUGAUAAAGAAAUAUCAUGGUGGAUGGUAAACUUGGAACAUAUAUACACUGUGUCAAAAGUUGCCAUCUUGAAUCGGAGUGACUGUUGCUCGGAACGUUUAAGGAACCUUACCAUCACUGUUGGAGAAACGGAAAGUAACAUGCAACUGUGUGCAACAUAUGAGGGUCCCGGAGGUGCCGGAGAAAUUGUGAACAUCACGUGUCAAACAUCGUUGUUAGGACAAUUUGUACGGAUAAAUAAGCCAGGCUCCGACGCUUUACAACUGUGUGAAGUUGGUGUUUAUUGUUAA
Molecule: messenger RNA, 1722 nt
Organism: Mercenaria mercenaria
Lineage: Eukaryota; Metazoa; Mollusca; Bivalvia; Venerida; Veneridae
Product: sushi, von Willebrand factor type A, EGF and pentraxin domain-containing protein 1-like
Exons: 5
Coding region: 655-1722 (355 amino acids)
Source: RefSeq, a predicted model, not a curated record